Pectinophora gossypiella (pink bollworm) is the source of this 1872-nucleotide messenger RNA. It is a transcript of the gene Aatf, whose product is annotated as protein AATF. Lineage: Eukaryota; Metazoa; Arthropoda; Insecta; Lepidoptera; Gelechiidae. Gene Ontology annotation, cellular component: nucleus; nucleolus. The transcript is spliced from 2 exons. The record is from RefSeq and is a predicted model, not a curated record. The coding region runs from base 58 to 1821 and encodes 587 amino acids. Gene Ontology annotation, biological process: regulation of transcription by RNA polymerase II.
AACACGUUUCGUGCAUGUGUUUUUAAGUGUCGAUAAUUUACAAAUUACGGCUUAAAUAUGAAGCCGAAACUGAAGAAAUCUGCUAAACUUCUUCUCUCAGACAAAAUUGCAGAUGCUCUGACUGUAAAACCGAAAGCAGACAUAGAAGAUGACCAGGUAUUUGGCACUAAACCUCAAACCCUUACCAAGACGGAUUUGGGCUCUUCAGAUAGCGAAGAUGAGACUGCUAUUAGUGAUUUCCGUAAGAGGAAUAUUAAUUUAUUGAGCGAGGUAAGCAAAAAGUAUGAGGGUCAGGUUGUAUCGCGGAAAGAGUUGAAAGGAGACGACUCUGAAGAUUACGAAGAGAGUGACUCAGAAGACGAGGGUAACCAUGUGUCAGGCAAGGAUCUUACGUUGCACGAUGCCGAUUCCGACAGUUCUAAUGACUUGGACACGGAGGAACCACAACUACCACAGAUGUCGAAACAAAAGCUCAAAGCUUCAUCAGAUUCCGAAGAUUUUUCCUCUGAAGGUGAAAGUGAUGAUUACAGUAUAACCCAGUUUAAGAAGCAGAUAGAAGGCUCGGAUGAUGAUGAAAAUGAAGAUGAAGAAGAGGAUGAUGAAGAGAGCGAAGGUGAAGAUGGUGAAGGAUAUGAUAUCAGUCAGAUGGAUGAACCGAUGAAGGAAAGUUUUGAACAUGUUAAGAAGCAAAAUGUCUCGGAGGAAGCAAAGAAGGGGGCUUGUGUGAGGAACCAACUGCUCAUUUGGGAGGGGCUUCUAGAGAUGAGGAUACAUCUACAAAGAUGUAUGAAUACUGCAAAUCAGAUGCCUAUGCCGGAUACCUACAAAGAAUUGAAGCAGAGUAAUCAGUUCACUGAAGAAUGUAACACAGCUAAAACCAAUAUUGCUAGUGUUUUGGAUAAGUUUCUCACAUUACAAAAUGUGCUGUUCAAGAAUUAUCCAGAAACAAAGACAAUAGCUAAUAAAGUAGAAGGAAAAGACACAAAGUCAGAAAACCCUAACAAAACUAAAGUGGAUGAUGAUGAUGAAGAGAUCCCAAGUGACACAGAUAAUGAAGAGAUACCAUCAGACACUGAAGAUGAAGAAGAUGACACAAUAAAAAAAGACACAACGAAAAAGCAAACAAAUAUCACACCUACCAAAAAACGAAAGUUGGAAGACUAUGAAAAUGACAUUUUACGGUCCCACAAAGCAUUCAAAUCAUUCAGAGACUCAACAAUCCAGAAAUGGAAUGAAAAAACACGGUUAGCUGCUGCUACAAAUAUUAAAAAUAAAAACGCUCCUACUAACACUAUCUUACAACAAAUAUCGUACAUUCUAUCUGAUAAAGAGAAGCUACUUAAAAGAACUCAGUUGAAACGGUCAGAGUAUGACAUUAUUGGUUAUAAGAGAGAAACUACAGAAGAAGAGAAGGAGCAAAACGGAACAGAUGCCCCUAAAGUAAAAGACCGUAAAGAAGAUGAUGAGUAUAUUCCAGAGAUAUUUGAUGACAGUGACUUCUAUCACCAGCUUUUAAGAGAGUUGAUUGAAUGUAAAUCAGCAGAUAUAUCGGAUCCUGUUCAGCUGAGUAGGCAAUGGAUAGCUUUACAACAAAUGAGGAGUAAAAUGAAAAGGAAAGUGGAUACAAAAGCUACUAAGGGACGAAAAAUUAAGUAUGUAGUACAUAAUCAACUAGUUAAUUACAUGGCACCAGAGAAAUGUACCACUUGGAAUGAAGAGAGUACCAACGAAUUGUACUGUUCAUUAUUUGGUAAAAUGUUUGAGCAUAAUAAUGUAGGAUUAAAUGCUAAUUUAGAAAAUGGUUUUAAGGUUAAAAACUGAUGCUUUCUAGUAAAUUAGGUACCCAAUAAAACACAUUUUAUCUAUUCUAAA